Messenger RNA from Nycticebus coucang (slow loris), 2964 nucleotides. RefSeq names its product lumican (gene LUM). The transcript is spliced from 3 exons. Lineage: Eukaryota; Metazoa; Chordata; Mammalia; Primates; Lorisidae. The coding region runs from base 438 to 1454 and encodes 338 amino acids. The record is from RefSeq and is a predicted model, not a curated record. Gene Ontology annotation, molecular function: protein binding.
AAUUGUUGCCACAGCCCCAGAAGUAAAGAGAUCUGUGAGAGAAAUGUUCUCACGGCAGCAGCCUUAUUUAGAGUUGGACUCGAUUCUGGGUUAAAAGCUAUGGUAUUUGAGCUAGUUAAACAUGUCUCUCUCUCCCAUUCCAUAGGGAAUGAGCUGUCCUCGUUCCCCACGUCCACCUGCACUUCGUUAAAGAGCAGUGUAUCCGCAUGCCACACCACAAGAUCCCCACAAUGACAUAACUCCAUUCGGAGACUGGCGUGACUGGGCUGGGUCCCCCCCCACCCCCUUCAGCUCUUGUAUCACUAAGAAUCUGGCAGUCAGCUCCCUCUUGACAGAGUUUACAGCACAUAUUGGUGGACUCCUGUCCAUAGUGCAUCUGCUUUAAGAAUUAACGAAAGCAGUGUCAAGACAGAAAGGGUUCAAACCAUUUGCCAAAAAUGAAUCUGGGUGCAUUUGCUCUCUGUUUGGCUUUAAUUGGGGGUGCCAGUGGCCAGUACUAUGAUUAUGAUGUUCCCAUGUCCAUCUAUGGGCUGUCAUCGCCAAACUGUGCACCAGAAUGCAACUGCCCGGAAAGCUACCCCUCUGCCAUGUACUGUGACGAACUGAAACUGAAAAGUAUGCCGAUGGUGCCCCCCGGGAUCAAGUACCUUUACCUGAGGAAUAACCAGAUUGACCAUAUUGAUGACAAGGCCUUUGAGAAUGUCACUGAUCUGCAGUGGCUCAUCCUAGACCACAACCUCCUAGAAAACUCCAAGAUAAAAGGGAGAGUUUUCUCGAAGUUGAAACAGCUGAAGAAGCUUCAUAUAAACUACAACAACCUGACAGAGUCUGUGGGCCCCCUUCCCAAGUCUCUGGAGGAUCUGCAGCUUACUAAUAACAAGAUCACAAAGCUGGGCUCCUUUGAGGGACUGCUAAAUCUGACCUUCAUCCAUCUUCAACACAAUCUGCUAAGGGAUGAAGCGAUUUCAGCUGCUUUCAGAGGACUUAAAUCUCUGGAGUACCUCGAUUUGAGCUUCAAUCAGAUGACUAAACUGCCUUCUGGCCUCCCAGUGUCUCUUCUCACUCUCUACUUAGACAACAAUAAGAUUAACAACAUCCCCGAUGAGUAUUUCAAGCGCUUUAAUGGGCUGCAGUAUCUGCGUUUAUCUCACAAUGAACUGGCUGACGGUGGAGUCCCUGGAAAUUCUUUCAAUGUAUCAUCCCUGGUUGAGCUGGAUCUCUCCUAUAAUAAACUUAAAAGCAUUCCGACUGUCAAUGAGAACCUUGAAAACUAUUACCUGGAGGUCAAUGAACUGGAAAAGUUUGAGGUAAAGAGCUUCUGUAAGAUCCUGGGACCACUGUCCUACUCCAAGAUCAAGCAUUUGCGUCUGGAUGGCAAUCGCCUGACGGAAGGCAGUCUGCCUCCUGAUAUGUACGAGUGUCUACGGGUAGCAAAUGAAAUCACUGUUAAUUAACUUCUGCUAAUCCCAGUUAUAUUGAGGUGUAUCCUGGAGGAAAACUGUAUGGUUACAUUUCUGUGUGUAAGUUUUCAUUGUAUCCUUUUUGUUGUUGUUGUUGUUGUUGUUACUGUUUAUUCCAUGAAUUUUUAAUUCUUAAGGAAAAUGUUUUGUAAACAUUUACCACUUUUUCUUAAAGAAAAGAUGAAAGGCAGGCCUAUUUCAUCGCAAGAACACACACAUACACACAAGUAGAAAACAAACUCAACUCUUUACUUGUAAAUUUGGUGUUUUCUGUAUCUCUCCUGUCAAAUGAUGUGCAAAACCUUCUACUCAUUGCAUGGACAUCAAAGUUUAUAAUCCGUAUAUCUUAACUUAAUGUGUCCAAAACCAUGGAUUACAUAUAUUUGGAUGUUUACUGUCUUGGACAAAAUUAUCUUGAUAUCCGAAUUUGUUUCUGUUAAAAAAUAGGUGAUAUAUUUGGAGACCAAUAAUUCUGCAAAAUAUUAGACAAAAAUUAUAAAGCCACAUGCAUUUAAAGAAGUAUUUUAGCAUUAAGAAUUUGCAUACUUACCUAGUAUAAUUUUGUUUUCUAGAAGUAUUUUUCACUCUAAGUCAUGUAUGUGUUUCUUUUUGAUUAUUUGCAUGUUAUGUUUAAUAAGCUAAUAGCAAAAUAAAACAUAGCAAAUGGCAUCAGUGUUCGACUUUUUGUGAAAUUCAUAUCUCCCCCACAUAAAAUAAAAGAAUAGAUUAGGAUUAAAAAGAUAUCUCUAGCCUGUAAUAUUUUACUAAGGUGGACAUGGAAUUUUUGAUUAAAUAAUUUGCUUUUAGAAUUCAUUACAAGGAGUUUAUAAACACAUCUUAUAAUACAUAAUUAGAUCUCAAAACUUUCUUAGUUUCUUUAUUACCAUCCUUGUUUUUAUAGAUUCAUAUCCAAUAAUAUUUGAUUAAAUGAGAAGUCUCUCUAAGAUCUCAGCAAUCACUUAAUGUGAUUGUUAAGCAAAAAUGGUAGAUAACUCCCAGGAUUAAAAAUGUUAAAAUUUUUUGAAAACGAUACUUUAAAAAUGAAUUAAUCUUGAAACCAAUACAUCUGGAACAGAGGUUUUGAGUUUGUAAUAUGUAAUAACACUUUCAGCUUUCUAUAAUACUGGUACCCACAAUUUGACACAAUUGAAAGUAGUAGUGCAUAUAAUUUAUUAAAAAUAACUUUCAUCUUACUUAGUUAAAAACAAAAACUAUGUUUGAAGCCAAAUGUACUUAGAGAACAUGGCACACUCAUGGAAGCUUCCUAAAAACAAUCUCUAAUAAUAAUUAAGUUCUGUUCUUCAAAAUAUUCUUUGAGUAUCUUGAUCUACCACAGUUCUCUUCACUACCUAUUUCCUAUAUCAUUUUGGUAGCCUGAAAUAUUCCUUGAGUGGCCACAAAUUUGUAGUCUAAUGCAUAUUCAUCCCAUAAAAGUGAAUUUGGAGUCAAACAUGUAUCUAAAACAGAGUAAUAUCUCCAAAGCAUAAUAAACUUUAAGAGAUCA